AUGGAAUCGAAAAAGUUUAGCGAAUAUCAAAAGCGUCUGAAGGCUUUAAAGAAACAGAAUAAAAGCAAGCUUAGGAGAUGUACUGUGUGUAAGAAAUUGGUCAUUCAAGCAGGAAAUACAGGUGAAAAGAACGUAACACAGGGCAAGAUUUAUGAGCCUAAUGAGUGCUUGUCAAUGCAAGCAAAGAAAGUUUUAGAUCACAAAGAAAUUGUGAAGCUCCAAAGCAAGGAAAAUGGGGAGAAAAAGAGUGUCAGUUUUAUGUGCACAAAUUGUGAAGAGCGCGCUAAGCUUAAAUUAACUCUGUUGAAAUGUAGGAUGGCCCAGAAAGUCUACAGAUGUCAGAUUUGUUCGCAGACAUUCAUUAACUUGAUAUUCAGUCAAUUACAUUACAACCCAGAACUUCAUUGUUAUGGUUGUCACCUGGACUUUGAUAAACAUUACCGAUUUGUUCUCCACAAGAAAAAAGAUCCCAUAAUGCAUAAACGGAAAUCCUAUUCAAAGAAAAAAACUCUGCAUGCUAUGAAUCCUGGGAAUCUAUCAGAAUCUUUUAAGUGUGCCGUCUGCGGGAAGAAAUUUAGGGACAAAAAAUGGUUGGACCAUCAUCAAACAACAUUUCAGGACUUGAAGCACAAGAGAUUUUGCUUUGUGUGUGGAAUAAUGUUUAAACUACCAACAACGUUGAGAAAGCACAUGAAAACUCACACAAAGGCGCCAGAAAAAUCGAGAAGGUCUUUCCUUUGCCACAUCUGUGGUAAGCUUUUCAAACAAAGUUCAAAUAUGUGGGGCCAUAUAAGAGCCCACACUGUGAAAGAAAUUAAAAACUCGGGGACACUAACGCACCCCCCUGACAGGAGUUCUGUGCACGAGUGUGGUCUGUGUGUCAGGGUGUUCUCUAAGAAAAGUUACAUGCUGAUACACAGGAAGGUACACGAGAGGCCCGACACUCAAAAAUGUCAAGUCUGCAAUGGAGUGUUUGGUAGUCUGGGUGCCCUGAACCGCCACAAGCGUAAUGUACAUCAGAUGUACAUCAACAUAUAA
Molecule: messenger RNA, 1038 nt
Organism: Saccostrea cuccullata (small rock oyster)
Lineage: Eukaryota; Metazoa; Mollusca; Bivalvia; Ostreida; Ostreidae
Product: zinc finger protein 182-like
Exons: 2
Coding region: 1-1038 (345 amino acids)
Biological process (GO): regulation of transcription by RNA polymerase II
Cellular component (GO): nucleus
Molecular function (GO): RNA polymerase II transcription regulatory region sequence-specific DNA binding; DNA-binding transcription factor activity, RNA polymerase II-specific
Source: RefSeq, a predicted model, not a curated record